AGCGUCGCAUCAUCAAGCACCAGUGUGACCAGCUCCGUUCUCCAGUAUCGGACAGAGAAUGGGCGAACAUACCAUGGCUAUAAAGAUGGCAGUAGGUUAUCUCUCCUCAUUCUGAAUGAGCAAAAGCUAAGUAGUCUAACAGAUAUUCAACAUAAUAUGUUCAUCCUCACCUUCGACAACCAAUUGGGACGUGCCCCAGUGAACGCGAAAAACACCAGUAUCAAGGUCGGUCGGGUACUUGAUGUUGGUACAGGGACCGGUAUUUGGGCAAUGGACUUUGCAGAUGAACAUCCAGAGUCAGAGGUAAUUAGAAAAAUUGCUAAACAAAUAUUUCAAAUACUAACCUAUUUCUAUCUAAGGUCCUUGGUAUUAACCUUUCACCCUAUUAAUAUCCUUAUUAUAGGGUAA
This is a messenger RNA of Colletotrichum costaricense, 408 nucleotides long. RefSeq lists its product as uncharacterized. The record is from RefSeq and is a predicted model, not a curated record. The annotation marks the transcript as partial. Lineage: Eukaryota; Fungi; Ascomycota; Sordariomycetes; Glomerellales; Glomerellaceae. The transcript has 2 exons.